CCCGCAGAUGGGGUUCCCCGCCAGCCCCAGGGGCCUCCUGAGUUAUUUCCUGACUCUCCACGUGCUCCGCCUGGGAUCAGCUGAGUUCAGAGUGGUGGGACCAGACCGACCUCUCCUUGCCACCGUGGGGCAGGACGUCGUGCUGCCGUGUCACUUGUCCCCACGCACGGAUGCUCGGAGCUUGGAGAUCAGGUGGAUCCGGCACCAGUUCUCGGAAACGGUGCAUCUCUACCGAAAUGGGGAGGACCUGGUCGGGGCACAGAUACAGGAAUACAUUGGAAGGACAGAGUUGGUCAGAGAUGGUCUCUCCGGUGGGUCCCUGGACUUGCGACUCACUGGGGUGAGACCCUCUGAUGAUGGCCAAUACGUCUGCACCGUGCAAAAUGCUACCACUUAUGAAGAAGCCAUGGUGGAGCUGGAGGUGGCAGCCAUGGGCUCCGUCCCUCUCCUCUCUCUGGAGGCUCACCAGGACGGAGGCAUCCGGGUGGUGUGUGGAUCGGCCGGCUGGUACCCACAACCGCAGGUGCUGUGGAAGGCUGCCAGCGGGCAGCGUCUGCCCUCGGUCUCCCGGAGACGUUCCUCUGACGAGAGGGGCCUAUUUGAGAUCCAAGAUGUCGUCGUGGUGAGCGGGAAGGGCGAUGGGAACUUGUCGUGCGUGGUGAGGAACAGCCGCCUGGAGCAGGAGCAGGCGUCGUCCCUGUACAUCUCAGCUCCCUUUUUCCACAACGCCCGUCACUGGAUGGCAGCUCUGGGUAUCUUCCUCGUUCUUUCAGUGGUGUCAUUUGGCGUCAUCGCUUAUCUCUGGCGAAGGAAAGUGGGGCUGUCCAGAACGCUGGGUGAGUCCUUCUGGCCCCUGCCACCAGCGAAGCCUCCUGAGAAAGGAGCCCCCUGGGAGGGUCGUGGCUCUGGGCGGCUCUUGAUCACCCUGUGGUCGUUGAGGAACAAGCUGCACUGUUGGGGGAACGAGACACAGCACUGGAGGAACAAGCUGCACUGUUGGAGGAACAAGCUGCACUGUUGGAGGAACAAGCUGCACUGUUGGAGGAACAAGCUGCACUGUUGGAGGAACAAGCUGCACUGUUGGAGGAACAAGCUGCACUGUUGGUGUGGAGGAUAUUUCUGCUUCCUCAGAAUCCAGACCCUGAUGCUGCGGCUCCUCCUGUCCCCUGCAGACGUGGUGACCCUGGAUCCAAACACGGCUCAUUGCAAACUUGUCCUGUCAGAGGAUUUGAGAUGUGUGAGACGCAAAAGUAAAAGGAAGGACACCCAGAAGGUGCCCAACAACCAGAAAUUGCCCGACACCCCCGAGAGAUUUCUGAGUGGCUGCUGCGUGCUGGGCCGGGAGGGGUUCCGGGAGGGGAGACACUGCUGGGAGGUGGAGGUGGAGGGGGAGGUGGGAGGUGACUCGCGGUGGGGUGUUGGGGUGGCCAGGGAGUCUGUGCAGAGGAAGACGUUCUCGAACUGGAGCCCUGAAGGAGGGAUCUGGGCAGUGUGGCACCGCUAUGGGCACUUCGUGUCUCUCACCUCUCCCCGCACCCUCCUCCCCCAGUCCCCGCUCCCCAGCAGGAUCUGGGUCUGUCUGGACUGCGCCCGGGGGCUGGUGACUUUCCUCGAUGCCGACACCGGGGUCGAGAUCUUCACGUUCCCACCAGCCUCGUUCAAAGGGGAGACCCUGCGCCCCUGGUUUUGGAACCCCUUGGAACUCCUUGGAACCCCUUGGAUCCCCUUCGAACCAGCUGCACCCCCUUGGAUCCCCUUCAAAUACCUUGGAACCCCUUGGACCCCCUUGAACCACUUGAAACCCUUUGAAACCCCUUGGAAUCCCUUGGGACUCCUUGGAUCCCCCUGA
Molecule: messenger RNA, 1849 nt
Organism: Chroicocephalus ridibundus (black-headed gull)
Lineage: Eukaryota; Metazoa; Chordata; Aves; Charadriiformes; Laridae
Product: butyrophilin subfamily 1 member A1-like
Exons: 16
Coding region: 8-1849 (613 amino acids)
Biological process (GO): T cell receptor signaling pathway; regulation of cytokine production
Cellular component (GO): external side of plasma membrane
Molecular function (GO): signaling receptor binding
Source: RefSeq, a predicted model, not a curated record